CGUUCGACUUGCUACGCUCCAUCUUAUCUUCUGCGCUUUGGUUUGGGCAAAGGCCUUUUGAGAAGACGAAUCAGCAUGUCGUAAAGCUUACAUGCUGAGCGAAUGAUUUGCUGACACACAAUUGAUUGAGCCUCUUUGUCUCUAUCCCCGACAAUGCUCGACUUCAUGGAUUACAUCCAACUUGCGUUCGCCGAGGCGACCAACUGGAACCGCGACAAUUCAUAUUCAUCACUGACAGCCACUGCGCAGUCCCUCCUUGACUUUUCCACUCCGGAACGUCUCCGCGUCCAUCUCUCCUCCCUGUCCACGCCGCACUUCGCGACGAGCUACACCCUCGGCACCGUUGGCCUGAUCGAUGGCUCGGUAUCCUACCUCUUCAGCACGGUGCCCCUAAACCACGCCGCCAGCCGCAGCUCCUUGAUCCCCCUCCGCAAGCUCUCCCCCGGGUACAGACAAGUACAGGCCCCCGUCGCCCCAAUCGAGAACUUCCGCGUCGACUCGAUCCUCGACGACCUCAACAACCUCCCAGGUAGCAACGACAGCGACAACGACAGCACCACCACCCUCAGAAACCAUGGCCGCUCCCAAAAGGCCACCCUAUUCCACGCCACCCUUCACCUCCCCCCACCGACCACCCUGAACGCCCUCUUCCUCCGCCGCAUCUCCCCCACCAUGCAGCUCUCCCUGGCCGUCUGCUCCACGCGGGGGCCCCCGUUGUCCAAAUCCGCCCCGCAGGCCUCCCUCCUCACACAACUCUCGCACAACACCGGCAAAUACAGCAACGAGUACCUCUUCAGCACGGACAACGCCCUGUUCGGCUGGCGCGGCCUCUGGAACUUCGGCCCGGAUCCCCGCACCACGUCCACCGGCACCACCACCGCAUCAACCCAGCCAUUGUCCCUUCUCUCCGCCGGUGCGGAAGCUUACUACUCCCCCGUCUCCUCGCUGAUCGGCAUGUCCACAGGGUUACGGUUCAGUACCCUCCCCGCUGCAACCGAUGUGCCUUCUUCUUCGCCCUCUUCGUCCAACAGCAGCGCGAGCAGCAACAGCAACAACCCCAUCUCCACCUUCCCGUACACGCUCACGCUAACCCUCACCCCACUCACCGGCUCCCUCUCGACGACCUACUCCCUGCGCGCUUCGCCCAACCUGGCCUUCAGCUCGCGCUUCGGCUUCAACGUCUACAGCUGGGAGAGCGAGAUGGUCGCCGGCAUGGAACUGUGGCGGAAGAGCCGGCGCGCGGCGCCCGCGGAUGGUCACGACGAUGACGAUGGGCUCGAAUGGGCGAGGCGGAAGAUGCGCGGCGAGAGACACCCCCCUUUGCCUUCUUCUCCUCCUCCUCCUCCCGUCCCCAAAAGGGAUCCCCUAGGACAACAACACCACACAGGCAAGAAGGCCACCGGAGAAGAAGACGCAAAUGAAUCGGUCCUCAAAAUCCGCGUGGAUCAGUCCUGGAAUGUUCGGUUGCUGUGGGAGGGCCGCGUCAAGGAGCUGUUGGUUAGUGCCGGUGUGGGGUUGGGGCCGAGCUCGUUUGCCUCGUCGCUCUCGUCGCUGUCGUCGAUGAGUGCGGCGGGAGCGCAGAGCUCCGGUGGUGGUAGUGCCGGGGUCGGGAAGUCUUAUUGGCAUGGGUUCGGGAUUUCAGUCUUGUACUCUUCUUGAGAGUUUUCGGCUAUUUGAGAGGCUGUGUAUAUACUAAAUUACUG
Molecule: messenger RNA, 1703 nt
Organism: Aspergillus japonicus CBS 114.51
Lineage: Eukaryota; Fungi; Ascomycota; Eurotiomycetes; Eurotiales; Aspergillaceae
Product: mitochondrial distribution and morphology protein 10
Exons: 2
Coding region: 154-1659 (501 amino acids)
Biological process (GO): phospholipid transport; mitochondrial outer membrane translocase complex assembly; establishment of mitochondrion localization
Cellular component (GO): ERMES complex; SAM complex
Source: RefSeq, a predicted model, not a curated record